Chionomys nivalis (European snow vole) is the source of this 2780-nucleotide messenger RNA. RefSeq names its product ribonuclease A family member 1, pancreatic (gene Rnase1). Gene Ontology annotation, molecular function: nucleic acid binding; RNA nuclease activity. Lineage: Eukaryota; Metazoa; Chordata; Mammalia; Rodentia; Cricetidae. The transcript is spliced from 3 exons. The coding region runs from base 2231 to 2677 and encodes 148 amino acids. The record is from RefSeq and is a predicted model, not a curated record.
AGCCGGUACCUCAGCCAUGAGGCUAGAAAGCUAAGGAAUGGCUGGAUCCAGCUGUCAAAGCCACGGCUUUCAUCCUACUGAUACUGCUUGGUAAAUUAAAGACUCAUGUGGUCAGAAAAAGAGAGAUAUACAGUAAAGAGAGAUUCAAAGACAAAGAAAACUUUAAAUGAUUUACAGUGUGUUUAAAAAUAUAUACAGGCUGAAAAUUAAAGUUCUUAAAAGUAAAAUAAGGAAGAAAGAGAGUAGUUGGGUGUGGUAGUACACACCUUUAAUACCAACACUUUGGAGGCAGAGGGAGAUUGACCUCUGAGACUUCAAGGUGUGGUAGCACACGCCUUUAAUCCCACUGCCUGGGAGGCAGAGACAGACAGAUCUCUGAGAGUUCAAGGACAGCCUGGUCUAAAGAGUUAUUCCAGGACGAAGAUAUACAGAAAAAAUAAAAGUAAAAGUAAAAGUAAACAAAAUAGAGUUAAAAUAAAGCUGCACAAAGAUGGAAAAUACACAGAGAAUCUUGAUACUAUAUGCUAUUAUGCUCUCUUUGAAUUGUUUGAAUGCUGAGGAAGGAGCAACAGAUGCUAAAAGAUAUUUGUUUAUAAAUGCUGCUGAACUAAUCCAAGAUAAAUAUUUUCAAAAUACCUUGACUUUAAAAUUUGAAUCUAAGGACAUGAUGCUUUGGAAAGGAGUUUCUUCUUUUGUUUUCACAGAGGAUGAGAUGCUGUGGAUUUCUUCUAUCACAAUAUGGUAUGAUGGACCACGUCCUCCUGAAGGGUUGCUGUGAACACCUUCAAAAAAUUACUUCACUCAACUGCUGACUGAGAGGAACCUAGCAGACAGGUUAUACCAUGAAAGACUUGAUUAACAGCGCCCCCAUUCAGCAGGAAGCAGUUUGGAGAGAAAAAACUGCGCCCAUGUUCCCAUAUAUUGUUUAUAAAUGUUCUUUUACAUUUAAAGGGGGUUAUGAUAUAGGUAUGAAUAAUUUGCAUUGAUAUGGAUUUUGCUUUAGUGAUUUAGAUUUAAGGUCAAUUUUGUUAUAUGUAUAUGUAUUUCUGAUCUUGAUUAAGGUAUUGUGAUUGUGUAGUUCAUUUAAAAAUGUAAUAUAUGUAGGUUGUUAAUGGAUAAUUAUUAAUAAUAGUCAAGCUUGUAGUUAUGUUAGAUUUUCUAGAUGUACAUAGAUAUAUUUUAGAUAGGCAUUCUUCAUAUCUUUCAAAGAUUAUAGAAUAUGGCAUUUUAAAUGUUUUAAUAACUUAAGGUUUUUCAUGACAAUGAGACACGUCUGCUCCUGCCAGCACCAAUCUACUUCAAGAAGAAAGAAGAUGGGCAUCGAAGAGGCACCUUAUGGAGUUUGAUAGCCAUUUGGGCAAGAAACUGCUCUUGCCUGGACUAUUGCAUAAACUGGACACAAAGAACCCGCAGAGAGAGGACUGCUGAACUUGCCUAAAGGUGAGAUGGUCUUUCGGGGUUUCUGAUUUAUGAAAGAGUCUGCGAGACAUUCUGCAGGACACAGCAGAUAGUGACUGAACUACCUUUGAAAUUUCCUGCUUCAUGGAAAUGUCUGCUGGAUACCAUGGACCUGUAGGCCGAAGAUGGAUGCCCCAUCGGUACAGAGAAACUUUGGGUGACUGUCCAGGCAGCGAGAUGUCUCUGUCAUUUCUAGAGUUUUGAAAAUUGCUUACUUUUUGUUUGCUUAGGUAAUAUUGUAUUCUUCUGGAGUCUUUGAUGGAGUUGAAGAAUAGAUAGAUAGUUAUAGUUAUAGUUUUCCAUUGUUAUGAUAAAAGAUAAAAUAGAUAAACUGUUUUGUCAUAUGUAAUUUUGCUAUGUUAAAGUUAAAGCCUUCCUUUUUUUGUUUAAACAGAAAAAGGGGAAGUGAUGUGGGAGUGUCAUAUCAGUCUGUUGAUUUCAUUGGUUAAGUAAUAAAGAAACUGCUUGGCCCUCAUAGGUUAAAACAUAGGUGGGUGGAGUAAACAGAAUAGAAUGCUGGGAGGAAGAGGAAGUGAGCUCAGACUCAGCUCUGCUCUCUGGAGCAGACGCUAUGCUCCCCUCGCCCCAGCAAACGCGAUAAAGCUCCGACCCAGGAUGGACGUAGGCUAGAAUCUUCCCGGUACCUUUUGUUGCCCUGUGUGAAUCUUGUCUGAGAGUUUCCCAUGGAUACAAAGCCUAUGCAAAACUUGGUUGAGGAAACCAGAAAAUUGUGGUACCUCAUGAAUCAGGUCCUCAGAGCAGCAACGCUACAAUGGCUCUGCAGAAGUCCCUCAUCCUGCUCCCAUUGCUUGUCCUGGUGUUUGGAUGGGUCCAGUCUUCGCUGGGCAAGGAAACUUCUGCCCAGAAGUUUGAGCGGCAGCACAUGGACUCAACCGGCUCCUCCAGCAGUGCCACCUACUGCAACCAGAUGAUGAAGCGCCGGAAUAUGACCCAGGGAUACUGCAAGCCUGUAAACACCUUUGUGCACGAACCCCAGGCAGCUGUCCACGCUGUCUGCUCCCAGGAAAAUGUCACCUGCAAGAACGGGAAUUCUAACUGCUACAAGAGCCACUCCGCCCUGCACAUCACUGACUGCCGUCUGAAGGGCAACUCCAAGUACCCCAAUUGCGACUACCAGACCAAUCAGCUGCAGAAGCACAUCAUCAUAGCCUGCGAAGGGAACCCCUUUGUGCCGGUCCACUUCGAUGCUUCUGUGUAGGGCUUCACCUAGGCCAAAGCAGUCAGAUGUCCCUGUCUCCCCACCUCAUCAAGCCAGUACCUGCCCCUCCCGUUCUCAUUUUUUCCCAGAAAGAAAUAGUCCC